This is a messenger RNA of Aquila chrysaetos chrysaetos, 3219 nucleotides long. RefSeq names its product integral membrane protein 2C (gene ITM2C). The record is from RefSeq and is a predicted model, not a curated record. The coding region runs from base 70 to 861 and encodes 263 amino acids. Gene Ontology annotation, cellular component: plasma membrane; Golgi apparatus; extracellular exosome. Gene Ontology annotation, biological process: negative regulation of amyloid precursor protein biosynthetic process. Gene Ontology annotation, molecular function: amyloid-beta binding. Lineage: Eukaryota; Metazoa; Chordata; Aves; Accipitriformes; Accipitridae. The transcript has 6 exons.
CCCUCCCCGGGGCGGUGCCGGUGCCGCGGGCGGCGGCGGCGGCGCGGGCGGCGGCGGCGGCGCGGGGCCAUGGUGAAGAUCGGCGUCCAGCAGCCGCCGGCGGCCCUCAAGCCGGAGAAGGAGAAGGAGAAGGCGGGGGGCGAUGGGGCGGCGGGCACCGUGCUGCUGCCCCCGGGCGCCGAGGAGCCAGCUCCCACGGUGCAGGGCAGGAGGUCAUCGCUCAGCGGGGUGUGCUACCUGACCAUGGGUCUCCUUGUACUGCUCCUGGGCUUGGUCUUUGCAUCGAUGUAUGUGUACAGAUACUUCUUCAUCACCCAGCUGCCCCGCGAGAGCGUGUUUCACUGCGGCGUCCUUUAUGAAGACUCGCUGUAUUCGCCAUUCAAAGGGCAGCUGGAGUUGCACGAAGAUGUCAAGAUUUACAUUGAGGAGAACUACGAGCAAAUCAAUGUCCCAGUGCCCCAGUUUGGCGGGAGCGACCCUGCGGAUAUCAUCCACGAUUUCCAGCGAGGUCUGACAGCUUAUCAUGACAUAACGCUGGAUAAGUGCUACGUUAUCGAGCUGAACACCACUAUUGUGAUGCCACCUCGCAACCUGUGGGAGCUGCUGGUUAAUGUGAAGAAAGGGACAUACCUGCCUCAGACAUACAUAAUCCAGGAGGAGAUGAUUGCGACUGAGCAUGUCAGUGACAUGGAGCAGCUCGGCUCCUUCAUCUACCGCCUCUGCAGCGGCAAGGAGACUUACAGGCUGAAGCGGAGGAGUGCGAGGAGACGUAUCAGUCGACGCGAGGCUGGAAACUGUCAUCAUAUUCGUCACUUUGAAAACACUUUUGUGGUUGAAACUGUUAUCUGCAAAAAGUCAUGAAGCCACUCUCCAGAUGUAACCUUCCUUGGCUUUGCUUGCAUACACGUGCACACACAUGCUCUCAGCCCUCUCUUUAGACAUGGUAAUCUGUCUUACUUUUUUUACUCCCCUGCUUGUGCAGCUCUAACCUCUUGGGCCUAUUAUGGCCUCACAGUGGAUUCUCUUCUCUCCCUGCUACCUACCUGAGACGUUUGCUGGGCUUAAAUUUACACAGUGGCCGAAGAUAACCUGGGAGUAGAUGCAGCUUCUCCCACACCACAGGGUGGGAAUCUCUUUUGGAAGCAGGUUUGGGGUUGAAGGGGUGGCUGAGAAAUAGGAGUGCUGGAAAUAGGUACUCUUUUCCUGGCUGAGCGAUUUCAGGCUGGUACAGUGCUUUGGGGCUGCCUUGGCACCGGGACAGAAGGUGUAUGCACAAGAGGAGGGUUACCAUUUUGAUGCUGAUGUAAUGACCAAAAAUACAUAACCAGAUGCACUUAAGAAAAGAAGAGAUGUGAGGCUACAGACAGGGUGGUUCAGAAAGCUCAGCAGAGGGAGGGUUUCUGCCCAAACCAUGCUGUGGUGGUCCCAGCUUGCUCUGUGCUGUCCCCCUGAAGACCAGAUUUCAAACAUUGAAAGCAACCACUAUGUAGGGUUUUUUUAUGACUGGCUCCUGGACUCACCCCUCAUCACAUCUCCUCCCGAAUGUGGCAUGGCUCAGCAUGACCCACUGAGCAAUGCAGGGUAUCCUGAUGGGUGUUCAGGGUGGGUAGGAGGCCAGGGUAAGGGGCAAUGAGGUGGGCUGGGAAUGGCACAGCACAGCAUGUCCCUGCUCCAUGCCCACAAAACAGAGGGUGAAGUGCAAGGCUGUGUACCCUUUAACACACAGUUGCAGCGGCUGUGGAUCCAGGGCAGAUCUGCUGUCACUUUGCUCAAGUAAAUAAAGAGGUGAAUCUUUGAUGCAAGGUGCCAAAGCUCCACUGACGUCCCAUCUAUACGCUGUGGCUGUGAGUGGAGCCAGGUGGUUUACUCCAGCCUUGUGUCUGUCCUGGCCAGCCUUCCUUGCUUGGGAAGAUGAGUUAUGUUCAUACGGGGUCUGUCUUCCUGAGUUGUUGAGAUCCCAUCUGUGUGCGGAUAGGGUGCCAUGCCUACAUACAAAGUGGUAUCAGCAGCAGAACUGGUAGUUACUGGCAAGUGUGGAAGCAGAUUUACAUUUUUUUUAACAGAGUGUGUAUUCUUGUAUAACUCCUCAGAUGAAAGCUGUUUUGAUAGUAAUUACUGUAGUCCAGCCAUGUAUCACAUUAACUGCAGGCACCAUUGUAGUACAGAUAUUGAUACAAGGCAAGAUUCAGCUGAUCGAUAUACUGCAGAGAAAUUGUGUGAACGAAACUGCAUUUCUAUUGAUCAUCAGACAGAAGAAUUGCAGAGUAAUUAAAUAUUCUUCCCUCUGUUCUGUAAAUAUAGUUAAAACUAAUUAGGUUCUUGAAAUGCAGGCAGUUUUUUGGCUUGAAAGAAUGGGGUGAGUUUCAACUUGGCACAUUCUUGCUAAUUGGUUUCCAGCAAAUCUGGACUUGUUCACCAUCUGUUGAAAUGAGCUUGUUGUUUUAGAAGAGGAAGGAUAAAAUAAGUGCAAGUACAAUCAUUAACUCAGCAGAACCAAAAAAAGGGAAUAUAUUUUAGAAUAAAACUUUUAAGUAAUAAUACUGGGAGUUAAUUAUGUGAAAACAAAACGGGAUCUCAAAAUGGUCAUGUAAUGCAAUAGGAAUUAGUAUGUCCUUAGAGGCUGAGAAUUUCUUUUUUUCAUAUAAAACAUGGUCAACUAUAAACAUUGUUUCAAUGAGUAAAGGAGGACACUUUGGUUUCAUUCUGCUUUAAGCUUGAUGUAAAAUGAAGAAUUACGUGCACUUCAUGCAGGUUAGUAAGGAAAUUUCCCACUGCCAGAGGGGUAUUUGCUUUUCUAGUGUUGUGUUUUUCCAAUGAUAACUUACUGCUAGCCCUAACCUUUCAUUGUGGAGUGGAUGACAAGAAGUGGGUCAGAGAAUUGGUUCGCUUAAUGGAAGUGCCACAAACUGGUAAAUUUAAGCCCCACGUUUCUCUUCAUUUCUAGGAACGUAAGCUUGCACUCAGGUGAGCAUACAGACCUUUUUCCCUUCCUUUUUAUUCUGCAUGAAUUAACUAGUCAUUGAAUAUGCUAACUCCGUGCAAUCCCGCAGCUGUAAGGACAAACCUUGGUUCUUUAAGGUGAACUAAUGUGGUCACUGUUUCAUAGGAUGAGAAUGCAGUUGUCUAGAAAGAAAACAUAAGAUGCUUUGUAUAUUUUGUCUGGUAGGACUCUUACUUCUUAGGAAAAAUCCAUGGGAUAAUAAAAUCUUUUACCUCUGA